Messenger RNA from Entelurus aequoreus (snake pipefish), 500 nucleotides. RefSeq names its product guanine nucleotide binding protein (G protein), gamma transducing activity polypeptide 1 (gene gngt1). The transcript is spliced from 3 exons. Gene Ontology annotation, cellular component: heterotrimeric G-protein complex. Bases 63 to 284 code for a protein of 73 amino acids. Gene Ontology annotation, biological process: G protein-coupled receptor signaling pathway. The record is from RefSeq and is a predicted model, not a curated record. Gene Ontology annotation, molecular function: G-protein beta-subunit binding. Lineage: Eukaryota; Metazoa; Chordata; Actinopteri; Syngnathiformes; Syngnathidae.
ACGCAGAUUUAGGAGAGGAGAGGAUUCUCCUGCAGGACUGGCGAGGUGAGGGACUUGUCACAAUGCCUGUCAUAAAUGUAGACGACCUGACGGACAAAGACAAGGCUCUGAUGGAAGUCAACCAACUUAAAACUGAAGUCAAACUUCAGAGGUGGUUGACGUCCAAAUGCUGCGAGGAGAUGAAGGACUACAUUCAGGCCGGAGAGGACGAGGACACUCUGGUCAAAGGCAUUUCGGAGGAGAAGAACCCCUUCAAGGAGAAAGGCGGCUGCGUCCUUUUCUAGCCUGAACAUGAAGACUUCUUCACAUUAGCACCUUCUUCCCGCUCUCCUCAAAUGGACUAGAAGGACAAAAGACAGCAGAAAGAAUUGACCAAACUGUGCGUGUAACCCCAGCUUCUAGCUCCAUGUCAACCCUUUCAUACUUCAUAUUUUUCAAAGAGUUAUAUUUAAUGUACAGAAAGGAACAAAGUCCCCUACUAUUAAAUGUGUAUAACUCAA